UACGUAGAGACGUAAGGAGGAGAAAAAGCGAGUAAACCUGACAAAGCGUCUACGUAAAACGCUGCGAGGAGUGUCGGCGAACAGAAGAGGACACAAACUGAUGGAUUUAAACACAUCGGACAUCUGUAUUUUUCUUCCUCUUCAUGUCACAUCCACGCUCGUUCUGAUUUUCUUUUGAGCUGACAAGUGCACAGCUGGAUUUUUUUUUCUUUUUUUUCGCCCUGGAAGAAGUAACGUAGAAACUUGACGAGGAGGAAAGUUUCGGGGCGACUUUACUGUGCCUUUUUUGUUUUGUUGUGUUUUCACCCCACUUCCACGGAAAAUACGUGUAGAAGUGCUACGGCAUUUGUUUGCAUGGCAGCGGACUACUCCUCGAGUCUGUCUCGGAAUAUAUUCUGUGGUUUGAUUUGAGAGUGGAUUAGUCAACUCCAAACAGCGUUUCUUUUCUUUCGGAGUUGGGAGACAUUCCUCCGUCUGGAUUGAGCCCAUGUUCUGUCCUCCCUAAUCCGUGCAUGCCAAAACAGAGCUCCGCGAUUUUAUUGCAGUCUGCCCAGGUGAACGGGUGAAUUCCGGUGCGUGACAGUCCAACCAGGCAGCAGUUGAUGGUUUGGCGGACCCCCUCAGAUGGGAUCAGUGUCCAGGGGGCGGCGAAGAAGUGGGGUAUGGGGAGCGCUGGCCCCCUCUAACAGGAUGGCCUCGUGGGCCUGGCUGCUGGUUGCCGUCCUGCUGUCCCUGAUGACUUUCAGCGUGGCCCGGCCACCCCUCACCACCACCAAGGAAGAGGAGGUCACUCUGGAACCUGAAGACGCAUCGAACAAAUACCAAAUUUCUAAACCCACGGUGUGCUCUGUGCACCCGGGGGAGGUGUUGAAGCUGAGCUGCCCUCUACCAGCAACGGGGACCAUCACCUGGACCAAAGACGGCAGCUCUCUGGGCUCCAACAACCGCACACUGAUAGAGCAGGAGGUGCUGCAGAUCCGUGACGCCACACCCAAGGAUUCAGGGCUGUAUGCCUGCACCAGUGUGGCCAAAGACACAGUCUGCUUCAUAGUCAAUGUCACAGAUGCCAUCUCGUCGGGGGAUGAUGAGGAUGAUACAGAGCGAACAGAAGACACAGGGGCGGAUGGUGAACAGCUAAGCCCCCCAUACUGGACCUCGGCUGCAAAGAUGGAGAAGAAGCUGCAUGCAGUGCCAGCUGCCAACACAGUCAAGUUCCGCUGUGCUGCAGGAGGCAACCCCCGGCCCACGCUGCGCUGGCUUAAAAACAGCAGGCCUUUUAGCCAAGAGGACCGCAUGGGAGGUUAUAAGGUACGAAGUCAGCACUGGACCCUUAUUAUGGAGAGCGUGGUUCCAUCAGACAAAGGCAACUACACCUGUGUGGUGGAGAACGAGUUUGGAUCCAUCAGCCACACCUACACCCUGGAUGUUGUGGAGCGGUCGCCUCAUCGGCCCAUUCUCCAAGCCGGCCUGCCUGCCAACACGUCAGUCUACGUUGGAGAAGAUGCCCGCUUUGUCUGCAAAGUAUACAGCGACGCUCAACCUCAUAUCCAGUGGCUGAAACACAUCACUCAGAACGGCAGUCGCUAUGGCCCCGAUGGGCACCCUUAUGUCAAAGUGCUCAAGACCGCGGGUGUAAACACCACAGAUAAGGAGAUAGAAGUUCUCUACUUGCCCAAUGUAACAUUUGAACAUGCUGGGGAGUAUACGUGUUUGGCGGGUAAUUCUAUUGGGAUCUCCUAUCACACUGCUUGGUUGACGGUGCUUCCAGCUGCCGAGAAAAACAUGGAGCCCCUUUCUCCCGAUUAUGUGGAGAUAGCCAUUUACUGCGCCGGCGUCUUCCUCAUCGCCUGCAUGGUGGGCAUCGUGGUUGUGUGCCGCAUGAGGAACACGGCCAAGAAACCGGACUUUAGUGGCCAACCUGCAGUUCACAAACUGAGCAAACAGAUCCCUCUGCGCCGCCAGGUGUCUGCUGACUCCAGUGCUUCGAUGAACUCCAAUACGCCACUUGUACGCAUCACCACGCGGCGGAGUUCUGCACACGAUGACCCGAUCCCAGAGUACGACCUUCCUGAAGAUCCGCGCUGGGAGUUUGCAAGGGAGAGGUUGACCCUGGGCAAACCGCUCGGUGAGGGAUGCUUCGGCCAAGUUGUAAUGGCAGAAGCUCUUGGCAUCGAUAAAGACAAACCCAAAGAGGCUGUAACUGUCGCUGUCAAGAUGCUGAAAGAUGACGCCACUGAAAAGGACCUGUCUGACCUGGUGUCGGAGAUGGAAAUGAUGAAGAUGAUCGGAAAACACAAGAACAUCAUCAAUCUGUUGGGGGCCUGCACACAAGAUGGCCCUCUGUAUGUCAUCGUGGAGUACGCUUCCAAAGGUAACCUUCGGGAGUACCUCCGAGCCCGCCGACCCCCUGGAAUGGAGUACUCCUACGACAUUGCUCGUGUCUCUGACGAACAGCUCACUUUCAAAGAUCUGGUCUCUUGCACUUAUCAAGUGGCACGGGGCAUGGAAUACCUUGCAUCCCAGAAGUGUAUACACAGAGACCUGGCAGCCAGGAAUGUCCUGGUCACAGAAAGCAACGUCAUGAAGAUCGCUGACUUUGGCCUGGCCCGCGAUGUCCAUAACAUCGACUACUAUAAAAAGACGACCAAUGGUCGUCUUCCUGUGAAGUGGAUGGCUCCCGAAGCGCUUUUUGACCGAGUCUACACUCACCAGAGUGAUGUGUGGUCAUUUGGGGUGCUCAUGUGGGAGAUCUUCACCCUUGGGGGGUCCCCGUACCCUGGCAUUCCUGUAGAAGAGCUCUUCAAGCUGCUGAAAGAGGGCCAUCGCAUGGACAAGCCUGGCAACUGCACCAACGAGCUCUAUAUGAUGAUGAAAGACUGCUGGCACGCCAUCUCAUCCCAUAGACCCACAUUCAAGCAGCUUGUUGAGGAUCUGGAUCGCAUUCUCACCCUCAGCACCAAUGAGGAGUAUCUGGACCUGUGCUCCCCCACGGAGCAGUAUUCUCCAAUCUUCGCCGACACUCGCAGCUCCUGCUCUUCCGGCGAUGACUCUGUGUUCUCACACGAGCCCUUACCGGAUGAGCCGUGUCUCCCUAAGUAUCAGCACAUCAAUGGCAAUAUCAAAACAUGAGCUCCCCUCUGCAAACUCAAAACCCAAAAGACGCUCAGCAGAGACACUCGCCUUGAAAUUCUCCCAGCUUCCUGGCCAGCUCCAUUUGGUCCACCUUCUGGCUUCCAGCUGAUUUUUGGACCCCAUCGGGAUCAGGCUGGCAGCGCAUGCACUACAUCCUACAUUCCCUCGUGUCUUAAGAGGAUUUGGACCCAUGCAAGCUGAGCUUUUUACAGACUGGAUGAACUGACAUUCCCAAGGGUCCUUAUCUCUCGUUUUUCAUAUCAACAGACUUUAAUUUUUUUUUUAUGUAUAGAUAAAUAUUAGUUUGUACACAGAGGCUUGGAAUGUACAAUGUUUGGAGACCUCAUUCCAGUGGCUGGCAUUCCAAGACUUUUAUUUGCUCCUGGAGGAAUGUAUGGACCAAUAUGAACUUCAAGAAGAGGACUAAAAAUAGGAAAAGGACUAAGAGACAAAGCUUUGACUAACAAAACCGAGGAAGAGGAAAGCGCAUGUAGAAACUACUUUCCUGUUUAUUUUGUAAUAUUGAUGCCUUUCUUUUUCACUUUUCACAAUUAUUCUAGUGAAAAGGUUCACAGUACAAUGUGUAGUUCUGGGUGUAUUUGUAAAUAUCUUCAAAUAUGUAUAAAUAUAUAUUAUAUAUUUACAAUGAAUUAUUUUUUGUAUGGACUCAAAAAUAAAAAGGUACUUACCCCACCUUACACCACUCCCCUUUACCCAUUUUGGGGUAAUAGGUAGGUCUGCACACAAACGCACACGCACACACACACACACAGACACACACACAAUUAAAACCUGUCCCACACACACACACAGUAACACAUGGUUAAGUAUUGGCUUUCAGGGACUGAGGUAGCAUGUUAAUUUAUUGACUUGUGAUGUUUGUAUUAAUGAGUAAGUCUGGAGAAAGAACAAAAUCAAUAUGAUGUUAUUAAUACUGAAGAUAUCUAAAUAAUCCUUAAUGUAUGGUAAUUUAAAAAUGAUUUCUCUGCAGUCAAGAAAAAAACGGUUAUUUUUAGUGGAUUUGACAGAACCACGUUUUCUAAGUUUUAUAUAUGUGAAUAUUAAGUUAAAUUUUGGAAAUUUGUGUACAUUAUAUAGUAGGCUAAUUCCUUUCUCAUGUAGAUCUUGGUGGCAUUUUGUAUCCAAACCUUUAACCCUUUCAUAGCUUUACUUUAGAAAAUGAACUUUUUCUAGAUUGAUUGCUCCUGGGUCAACGGAACGCUAAUCAUCUGCUGCCUCUUUUAGAUUAAACCCAGAAUCCAACUUAACUUGACACAACCGAACACUUAGAGUAUGAAAUCCUUAAAGUUGUUUUAUUUUCUACUGGACCAACAUUAAGCUGUUCCGUUGCAGAUGUUCUUGUCACAUUUGCAAAUAAAUAAUUAAAACAA
Molecule: messenger RNA, 4523 nt
Organism: Syngnathoides biaculeatus (alligator pipefish)
Lineage: Eukaryota; Metazoa; Chordata; Actinopteri; Syngnathiformes; Syngnathidae
Gene: fgfr2
Product: fibroblast growth factor receptor 2
Exons: 18
Coding region: 625-3129 (834 amino acids)
Biological process (GO): protein phosphorylation; multicellular organism development; positive regulation of kinase activity
Cellular component (GO): membrane; signaling receptor complex
Molecular function (GO): fibroblast growth factor receptor activity; ATP binding; fibroblast growth factor binding
Source: RefSeq, a predicted model, not a curated record